Molecule: messenger RNA, 465 nt
Organism: Trichoderma asperellum CBS 433.97
Lineage: Eukaryota; Fungi; Ascomycota; Sordariomycetes; Hypocreales; Hypocreaceae
Source: RefSeq, a predicted model, not a curated record
AUGGACAAGGAGCCACGAGCUUCGUUCCUCAGCCUGCCAACGGAAAUCCAUCUACAAAUCUCAGAGAUGCUGAUAUAUCCUGACGCACUGUCACUUAAGUAUACCAACCGGUAUUUCCACAGCUUCGUCGAUACUGGUAUUGAGCUCAAGGUGGAGUGGCUGGUUGAGCGCCGGCGCCUUCAUCUUGAAUGUCCCAAUUCCAAGCGCUGCGAUCUUGGAACAGACCUGAGGUUUUGCAGAGGCAGCGUACCGCUGCUGAUGAAGCGCCGGCGAGAGCACAUCGAGUGUGAAUCACGGCCUGGGCUGGGCUGCAUCAUCUACGGCACCCCGACUUGUCCCAACCGCAAACGGGGCAUGAAGGCAUGGCAACGCUGGCUCGAAACGAAGUUCACGAUUGAACUGCGCUGGGUGUUAGUGGCGCUACUUGUGGUUUUAUGCAGCUGGCUCUGCACGUUCUUAUGGUAA